Habropoda laboriosa is the source of this 1545-nucleotide messenger RNA. RefSeq names its product histone-lysine N-methyltransferase, H3 lysine-4 specific (gene Set8). Gene Ontology annotation, molecular function: protein binding; histone H4K20 methyltransferase activity. The coding region runs from base 364 to 1545 and encodes 393 amino acids. The record is from RefSeq and is a predicted model, not a curated record. NCBI's taxonomy places the organism in Eukaryota, Metazoa, Arthropoda, Insecta, Hymenoptera, Apidae. The transcript has 7 exons.
UGUAAAAAUCUAUUCAACUAUUCAAGAUAUUAAUUUUCAGUUUAUUAAUUGUAUCCCGUAAAAAUCAAGUCGUACAAAAAUAAAGUUGAAAAUAGCAAAUGAGCGAAAAAGUUUUAUCUAUAAAACGUAUUCGUAAUGACAAGUAAAAUAAACAUAUAGCAUGCUGAGCAUACAGCAACACCGACAAACUAUAUAUUUUUUAAAUUUAAAUGUUGCUUCAUACAUACAUGAGAGGAAAGUAUGUUAUAAAAGCACAAAAGUGAAAAUUCGAAUUAAUAAGGAUCAUUUUUGUGAAGUCGACACUAGCGUCGACUGGCAUCGACGUGAACCGAAACAGGCCGUCUCGCGUAACUGAAAUUCUGUAUGAGAAGAACAAAUUCGGAAAUCGUUCAUUACGUGAGAAAAUUAAGAAACAACAUGGUUAAAGGAACACGAAAACGUGUACAAAUAAAAAAUACAAUUCGUACAAGAGCUGCCGUAUUAUCCACACAAUGUAGUGACAUGAAUUCACCAAUGAAGAAGGAGGCCAAACUAGAUGAUAAUAAAAAUGUAAAGAAUGAUCAUUCAGAUGUAGUCCAUACAGUAUCUGAAGCACAUAAAUCAUCUGUGUGCAUAAGUUCCUUUUUUUAUACAGUAAAUGUUUCAAAUUCAGAUGUUUCUAAGAGCAAAACUUCCAUAGUGCCUACUGAAGAAAGGUUCUACAGAAGUGAACAAACUAGAAUUGUACAAAAUGAUAUUCUCACUGAUGUUGGUCACUUCAGAACAGAUGAAACACCUGUAGCAGUACCUAUUCAUGGUCCAUCAACACCGCACAGAAUAAAAAUGCCAAACAAUCAGUUAGAAGAUUUAGAUGAAGGGAAUACAAAUGAUGAUAAGCUUAAAAAGCCUGUAGUGAUGCCUACACUUACUUUAGAGCAACAGCCUUUAAAGAAGCCUGCUAACCGCGGCCAUAGAAAAUUAAAUGGCACUUAUAUUGCCACAAAUCGUUCAAUAGAUUUCCCAAACACUAAGAGUACAAAUCAUAAGCUUACCGACUACUUUCCAGUACGCCGCAGUGUAAGAAAAUCUAAGAAAGCUGUAUUAGAAGAAAAGCAACGUGAUAUGGAGAAUAAAGUGCUUUGUCAAGUAGAGGAAGGUUUAGAGGUAAGACAUUUUGCUGGCAAAGGUCGUGGAGUUAUAACAACGAGAGAAUUUACGAAAGGAGAAUUUGUAGUAGAAUAUAUCGGUGAAUUAAUCGACCAAAUAACAGCAAAAAAGCGUGAAAAAAUAUAUGCACAAGACCAGAAUACUGGAUGUUAUAUGUAUUAUUUUCAACAUCGUAAUCAUCAGUAUUGCGUCGAUGCAACAGCAGAGACUGAUAAAUUAGGUAGAUUAGUAAAUCAUUCAAGAAACGGUAAUUUAGUCGCUCGAGUUAUAGAAGUAGGUACGACGCCUCAUUUGGUACUUACGGCAAAAGAAAAUAUACCUAUUGGGGUGGAAGUAACAUAUGACUAUGGAGAUCGAAGUCGCGAAGCUAUUCGUCAUCAUCCAUGGUUGGCAUUAUAG